CUGAGGCUUUUUCAAAAAUUUAAAUGGCGGAAAAUCACAAUUUUGCAAUCGGUUGAAGAAGUAUUUACAUCAACAGCAAAAGACCUCGAAGAACAGUGUCGAGAGAAGGGCAUACGGGUUGAACGGCAAAGCUUUUAUGGUGAUCCAACAGAUGCUGUAAAAACACUUGUUCGCCAGGAUGCGCGUAUUAUAGUUGGAUUAUUCUAUGUUACCGAGGCUAGGCGUGUUCUCUGUCAGGCAUAUAAGCAUGGUCUAUACGGCCGGAAGUAUGUUUGGUUUUUCAUUGGUUGGUAUGCCGACACAUGGUUUAUUCCGCCAAGUGAUGAGCCACUUAAUUGUACUGCCAAACAAGUUCGACCUUAUUUAUUUUUGAAGCAUUUUUGCAUAAAUCAAUUCAGCAGACAAACAUAGGC
Gongylonema pulchrum is the source of this 413-nucleotide messenger RNA. The record is from the annotation of a GenBank genome assembly. NCBI's taxonomy places the organism in Eukaryota, Metazoa, Nematoda, Chromadorea, Rhabditida, Gongylonematidae.